GUUCAGACGUGUUCCGAGUCACAUGGUUCUUGUUUACAUCUCGCGCCGUGCUUAAUUUAUAGUCUAGUGGAAAUCUGAAGCAUUUUAAUUUUUGAAAAUUGAAAAUGCUGUCAGACAACCCAAAGUUCAGAGUGCUUUAUGCAUCAUGGGCUUUUCUAGAAUGUUUGUUUUUUGGAGGUUUGAUUUAUGGUUGGCCAUCUCUGGUAUUUGUCCUAAAAGAUGAAGGCUUGUAUUAUGACCUUUGCUCAUUCACAAAUACUUCACAAGAAAGCAUUGUUGCAAACAAUUCCAUUGCUAAUGUUUCUGUAGAAAAUGUAUAUGAUACUUCAAGUUCAGUUUAUAAUAUUUCUGUAUCAACUGAUCCAGCUCGAAGUGAUAAAAACAAUGUAACAGAAACUAGAAAGGAGAGAAAUUCAUGUCGGGACAUGGAUGACAGAUUAUCUUUAGUUUUCACUAUAGGAACUGCAGUAUUUUGCAUUGGUUGUUUCAUUAUGGGCCAAAUAAGCUAUUUAUUUGGUACUCGAAUUACAAGAAUCAUAGCCACUGCUUUGUUUGUUAUUGGUUCUUUAUUGGUUGCUUUUACAUCCAAUGAUGUUCCUUGGCUGAUAUUUCCUGGUUUGUCUUUGCUCGGUGCUGGUGGAAUAACCUUCUUGAUGACCAACAUGCAGAUAUCUGUCUACUUUCCCAAGCUGGGUACUUUGGUUGUUGGUCUUUUCUGUGGGGGCUUUGACACUUCAGCUGGGAUGCAGAUGUUGAUAAAGAUUGGUUAUGAAAAUGGAAUCAGUCGUUACAUUUCCUACUUGAUUUUAGCUGUAGCUAAUUUGGUUACCCUUGUAAGCACAUUUUUGUUCUUACCAAAAGGUUUUGUUACAAAACCAUCUACCAAAAAAUACCCUAAUGAUGAGGUGGCUGAUGAUAAAACUGCAGCUGUUGAGUUAAAGUCUCCUCAAAAUGAUGAGAAUGAAGUGCAGGAGUCUGAGAAGCCCAGAAUCUUGAGCUGCAUAUUUUCCUGUCGUUACCUGUUCCAUGUGUUCUGGUUGUGCAUACUUCAACUUCGAUUCUACUGUUUUUUAGGCUCACUCAAUAAAACUCUAGAAGUGAUGUUCGAAAAUGAUCAUCAACAAGUGAGUUACUACACCAAUAUUUUAUUUUAUGUUUUAAUGUGUGGCCUUCUCUCAUCUCCUUUUGCUGGUAUUGUUUGUGAUGGAUUCAAAAGGCUCUAUGUCAAGCAAAGAACUGAGCUACAGAGGAUGCUUAUGCCUACAGUGAUCCCCUUAACCAUCACAACCUCCCUGUGUAUACUGCUGUCACUCCUUGUACUGUUUGAGACUCCAGAAGUUAUGAUACCUGCUUAUCUGUGUCUGCUCUUCUUUAGGUCUUUCCUGUACACGCUAGGAGCUGGAUAUAUCAGUGUCAUGUUUCCCAGUGAAUACUUUGGGAUUCUGUAUGGAAUUGUAAUAAUAGCUGGAGGCAUUGUCAGCAUGUUCCAGUAUGUCUUCUUCAACUGGGCUGAAACUAGUGGUUUCUAUCCGGUCAACUUGUUUCUUCUCAUACUUAUGAUAACCACCUACAUUCACCCUGCUUUUCAAUGGUUUGUGUGUCGACGUGAUGGACGUACUGGGAAAUUGCUAGUGAAGGAAUAAUUGUUGUCCCAAGGAUCAUAGAUCCCAAUCUGGUCUUUGAAACUGACAGUCAGUGAGCAAAAUGUUUAUUAAAUUUUGUUACCACUUUUUCUUUUUUUGUAAAUCCCAAAUAAUUCCUUGUACUAUUGAGAGGUGAUAUCAACAAACAAAAAGGAAUAAUAAAUGAAACAUUAUAACAAGCACUGUAAUAUUCUUUUCUAUUUCUAAUAAGGAAUGAAAUAUAAACUAAAAUAUUUCCCUUAUUAGAUAUUAUGACAAAAUGUAACUAACUUCUAAGCAUUUAUUUCUAAAUAAUUAUUUUUAGAAUGUAUUUAUGCUGGUUAAAACAAUUCUACCAACUUGAAAGAAGCUUGUUUCUGGACUUAUACAAAUAAUUGUUUAUCUUUUUAAAAAAAUUAAAAUUGUAUUCUUUUAAUGGACCAUUAAGUGUCUCAUACAUUGUAUUGGCUGUAUAUAUUUGUAAGCUGUUGAUACAACUUUUGUCCUUAAGUUUUCAGUAAACUGCUUGUCUCGCAACUUUCUAUAUUGCUGCUUUGCAAGCUUUUCUUUUCUUUUACUGAGCUUUCCACCUUGGUAAAGGGAGAAUAGAAGAGCUCAUGUGUUCACAGGAAAUGACAGUCCUGUGGCCCAAAACAUUUUCUUGGCUACCAAGUGUUCAGAGACCAGCUGCCUUUACUUUCCUCCUCUUGUAUGUUACCUGCUUAGUUAAUGCUAGUCUGUAAUUGCUUAUUGUAAGUUCAGCAUUUUUUAUUUUUAUAUUUUACUUUAGUUUCAUAUUUCCUUUCCUUCUCUUAUGUUUCUGUAUGUUACCUGCUUAGUUAGUACUUCCCAAUGCUAGUCUCUAAUUACUUAUUGUAACUUUUUUUCUUUUAUGUUUUACUUUUAUUGCGUAUUUACUUUCCACCUAUCUAGGAUGAUCUCUGUUUUGCAGGUGCUACCUCUCCUAUACACUUUUAGUAUUUCUUUAUAGCUACUUUCAUCCAUGUCAUUUUAGAGUUUCUUUCAUCCAUGUCAUUUUAUAUUUGCUUUAUCCAUGUCAUUUACCAAAGAUAUUUUAAAGACUUUAUCAUUUCUUUGUUUGUUAUGUUCUAAUUUUUUUUUUAAAUUGUUUUAUUCAUUGGUCAUUUUUCAAAAGAUCUUUGUUUUUACAAGUGAAAUUAUUAUGCAUUUGUACUUCUUUUUAUGUUUAGUUUUUUUUUUUUUUGAAAAAUAUUUUGAUUUAUAAGGAUAUUAUUUUCCAACCUCCCUGUUUAGCAUCAACAUAAAUGUGUUUAAGAUAAAUUUUCCCAUACUUGCAUUAUAAUUUUAGUUGGAGCAUUUUCAUAAAUGUUUUUCUAUUUCAAAACAAAGAAAUAUAUACCAAAGGUUUCUAUUGUUUUGUUCAAGUGCCAUUAGUACAUAAUGAUAUUACAGCUAGAUUGUAGAACUAUUCAUGUUCUGAGGCUCAUUAUGACAUAAAAAUAUGUGUUCAGAAAUCUGUUGACAUUUUCUCAUUAUAUUGUUACUGAUGUGUAGAUAUUUAAGCAGGUCAGACUGACUUUAUCCCAGAAUACAAUCAAGACUUUGACUUAAAGUUUCAUUCAUUCUAUGACUAUUUAAGAAUAGUUGUAACAAAAACUAAGAUUAGAAUUACUGUAUGAUUAAUUAAAAGGAAUGAGAUAAUAUGUACUCGGAUUGAUACAAAAUGUUGUUUACAAUGCAUCAUUAUUUGACCUAAAGUUGGCCUAUAGUGUUAUAAUGUAUCAUAAUUUGAAAUAAGUAUAGUGUUAUAAUGUAUCAUGAUUUGGUAUCAAGCUAAGUCAGCAGUUAUAGCUCAUGUUAUAUUAUGUGCUCAGUAUUAUGAAGCAUGCUGCUGUGUGUGAUUUAGUUGUUAGUUUAUAACACUCUCUAUAAAGCUUACUUCAUUAUAAUCAAUAUUUUAGAGUUGUAAAAAGAAUGUAAGAAAAUGUUGCCUACAUACUGGCUUGAAAAUUAGAAAUUGUUGACAGUCUUGCAUGUGGCCCAACUGUUCCCUGCCUUCUGUUCAUUUUUUCAAAAUGAAGAUCAGACUACACAGUCAUCUUCCAGUUUAUAAGAAAUUCGUUUGCACAUACUCAACCACGAAGAUGAAGCUUACUAUGACAAUUGGCAAAAUACAAAAUUUGCAUCAAGCUAUUUAUUAAUGUAUAAAGAUUUUGGUUUCAUUGUUUGUUAUUCAUUAAAUGAUACUGACAUCAUGACUAAUAGUAAUAUUUUUUUUACAUCAAAUUUCUUCACUAUCGCAUGGUUUUUCAAAUGUAAAUAUUUAAAAUAAAAUCAUAACCAGUUUUUAUCCAGCCUAGACAUAACCUUGUUUUAAAUUGCUAAACUUUUUGUCCAGUGAUUUGUAUUAUACAUUUCCUUAAUCUUUUAAGCUAGAUUAAAUAGUUAUUCAAAAUAUUUUUCUAGUAUCAAUAUUAUUUGGUUGGCAUUAUGACAGUUAUCUAUUUAUUAUUUUGCAGACAAAUUUGUGUUAGUCAUUUUUUUUUUUUAGUUAUCUAUCUAGUUAUCUUUUGUUGUGUUCACAGUAGGUAGAUCUAGUUAUCUUUUGUUGUGUUCACAAUAUGGUAUGAUGAACAUUUAAUCAGAAAGAAAUAAUCAAAAUAUAUAGUUGUUGAAGGAUGCUAUGGUUUAUCAUGACUAAGUUACCUUAUGGUAAUGUAUGCAUAUAACAUUUUGAUAUUUUUUAAUAAGAACUAAUUAAUCUACGUAGAUGCUAUGUUGAAAGUAUAAUCAGGCUUCUUAAUUUAUAAUAUUCAGCCUUGUUGUAGUGCCAAAUUUUAUCAUCUAUCUUUGUUGUCCAUUGAAUAGCUAUUAUUUUCCUUAAGCUGUGGCAGGGAAAUGUCUAGUAGCUCUCUAUUUAAACCUUACCACAUUACCUUGAUAGGAUGUUUGAGAACUUUGUGGCAUGAUUAAUUAGAGCAUUUCCCACAUACUCCAUCACUUCUUUUGCAACAGUCUUUGUUCAAGUCAAAGCUAUGGUCCUUGUGACAGCCUUAGGAUAAGAUGAUUGUUUUAUAAAAGACCCAUGUGUGUUCUUGUAACUAUGCUGCAUUGAGUUUUUCUUUCCUCAAAUUAUUGAAAUACUUCUACUGCUUGUAGGUUGUUGUUGUUUUUUUUUGUUUUUCAAUAUUUCAGACAGUUGUGUCUAGUAAAUACAGUUAUAUAGUUAUUCUCUAUUGCAUCUCCACUCAAACUAACCCUAAGAUCAUAAAAAAAUGUUUUCUAAAUAUAAUCUUACAAAAAAGUGUUUGUCCUAGGAGGCGGCAUCAUUCUCUAAGUCAUAAUGUUUUGUACAUACAAGAAAGUACUAGAGUUGAUUGAAUGAACUAGUAAUUUAAACAACUGAAUGUAAAUUGAAUGUUUCUUUUGUUGAAAUAGUCAAAUCAGUUGUUGGUGUUCACUAGAAAAUUAAAUGUUGCUUCUCUCUUUAUUAUUUUGGAUUAAGGUUUUAAAAUAUUUUAUGAAAUAUCAUUUACAUAAAAUCAUAAAAAAGGAAAUAUAACUACAUACCUUUUUUUUUAGUACACUGGAUAUGAAUAUCUUUCUAGGUACAUUUUACAGGGUAUUUUUUGUAACACUAUUUAUCUUUUAGUGUUUUUUUGUUGUUGUUUUUUUACUAUUUUAUUUGACCAUGAGAAAGCCUACUAUUGAGUGAUUUUAUUGAAGUAUUGUAUUGUGUGCUUCUGUUUGAGAUAUUAUAUAAGCAUUGCUUCUUUUUUAUUUGUGAAAUUUUUAUUUCCUUGUGUAUCUAAUAAAUUGGUCUUUAUUAUUAUCAAAGAAAA
This is a messenger RNA of Biomphalaria glabrata, 5446 nucleotides long. RefSeq names its product equilibrative nucleobase transporter 1-like. The transcript is spliced from 11 exons. The record is from RefSeq and is a predicted model, not a curated record. The coding region runs from base 105 to 1643 and encodes 512 amino acids. Gene Ontology annotation, biological process: transmembrane transport. Lineage: Eukaryota; Metazoa; Mollusca; Gastropoda; Planorbidae. Gene Ontology annotation, molecular function: transmembrane transporter activity.